Exaiptasia diaphana is the source of this 2213-nucleotide messenger RNA. RefSeq names its product MAPK/MAK/MRK overlapping kinase. Gene Ontology annotation, biological process: intracellular signal transduction; protein phosphorylation. The record is from RefSeq and is a predicted model, not a curated record. NCBI's taxonomy places the organism in Eukaryota, Metazoa, Cnidaria, Anthozoa, Actiniaria, Aiptasiidae. Gene Ontology annotation, molecular function: ATP binding; protein serine/threonine kinase activity. Gene Ontology annotation, cellular component: nucleus; cytoplasm. The coding region runs from base 207 to 1466 and encodes 419 amino acids. The transcript has 15 exons.
ACUAAGAAUCGAACACGGGAUGUAGAAACUCAACAAUUAGGCUUGAUGGCGAUUUAAUUUACAGAAGCGGAUCAUUUAUAACCUCUCGAUGUUAUGAAUAACUUGCAGAAUAUGUGUGUGUAGUUCAUUUGCAAGAUAUUAGGUCUUUUUUUUACCAAUAGAUCGUCAAAAACUGACAAGUUUGUCAGUGAGUUAGAGACCACGAUAUGCAAAAAUACAGAAUCCUUGGCAAGAAAGGCGAAGGAACUUUCUCUGAAGUCCUCAAAGUCCAAGAUGUUCGGAAUGGAACUUACUUCGCUUGCAAGAAAAUCAAGCAGCGAUACGAUAGCAUUGAGCAAGUAAAUAACUUGAGGGAGAUACAAGCAAUGCGAAGACUAAGUCCUAACAUGAAUGUUGUGGAGUUGAAGGAAAUUAUUUUUGACAAGAAAAAUGGAACCUUAGCACUGAUCUGCGAGCUGAUGGACAUGAACUUAUAUGAAGUUAUACGAGGACGGAGGCAUUAUCUACCUGAAUCUAAGGUCAAGAACUAUAUGUAUCAAUUAUGCAAAUCAAUUGAUCACAUGCAUAGGAAUGGUAUAUUUCAUCGAGAUAUAAAACCAGAGAAUAUUCUUAUCAAGGAUGAUGUAUUAAAACUAGCAGAUUUUGGAUCAUGUAGGAGUGUAUACUCAAAACAACCUUACACAGAAUAUAUUUCAACUAGAUGGUAUAGAGCACCAGAAUGUCUAUUAACAGAUGGUUAUUAUAAUCACAAAAUGGACCUCUGGGGUGUGGGGUGUGUGUUUUUUGAGGUCAUGAGUUUGCAUCCUUUGUUCCCUGGUUCUAAUGAAGUAGAUCAAAUAGCAAAAAUACAUGAUGUCUUAGGAACGCCACCAGCUAGCAUACUACAGAAAUUAAGAAAUAAAUCAAGAAGUAUGAAUUUCAACUUCCCCCAGAAAAAAGGGACUGGCAUCAGUAAACUUCUUCCACAUGCAUCACCAGAAUGUAUUGAGUUGAUAGAACUAUUGUGUACUUAUGACCCUGAUGAAAGAAUAUCAGCAAAGCAAGCGAUACGACAUCCAUAUUUCAAAGAUCUAAGGGAAUUAGAAAGAAGGGCUGCUGCCAGAGCAUCACCAUCAGAAAUGUCUGUCAGAAGCAAUAAACCAUUAAAGAAAAAGAAACGACAUGUUGUGAACAAAAUGAAAGAAACAACAUUACAAGAGUCUAUCCUUCCAAAGGAAUUCCCAUCAGCCAUCAUCCCACCACCACAAUCUAACUACCACCCAUUUGGAAUGGGAACUAAAGGAAGUGUUUAUAGUAAUAGAACAGUUUUACCUAAGAUACCACUUGCAACGAGCAUGACAACGUCUUUUCCAACAUCAUUUCCUCCUAUCCUUAAUGACAAAACCAAGAAGACUAAAACUACCAAGCAGUACAACAACUAUUCAUUACCAGCCAUUGAUAAACAAGGAGGCGCUUCAGGAUUCUAGUGAGAUAACAUUUUAGUGGCACUUCAUGAGGACAUGACUGUUCAAUCUUUCCAGAAAGGAAAAGGGAAGGAAAUCUGUUACCAGCGAGUUUGCAGUUCCACUGCAUACAGGUAGCAGUAACAAGAAAUUCUCUACAGUCAAGAGAAUGAGAAGCUGUGCAUGAAAGAACUAUGAAACUCCUCACUUGAUAACUGAAUGCUUUGAAAGGCAAAACAAUUCAACCUAAAACUGGUCAAGGAAAGCUGCAUUAAAACAAAGAGAGAGAAAUUACUUUAUGUUUUUACAGAAGAUCAAUCUUUUUACAUAGAAUAUAAAUUAUUUUUAAUGUUACAAAGUUAUUAGGGAUUUCAGGCUCAUACAUUGUGGAAGAUCUUUUAGUUUUUUUAAAUCUAUUUUGUUGUACCUUCUCAUCCCUCAGAAGUCAUACUUUAUAAGUUUGUGAUUACAUAAAUUAAAGUGUGUUAUGAUUAUUAUUGUACAGAUAUUUUAAACAAAUUUAUUAGUUUUUUUAAUUAAAAGCAUGACAAUAUUUUUAUAUGAAAAGAAACCUGCAGCCAUCACAAUGGUGUGAUUCUUUAGUUAUUUUCGCAACUCUACCAACACUUAAGUUUUAUGAAGGGCAUGUAGCAUAACUGGUUUAGUGAAAAUAGCAUAAAUAUGAAUGGUUUUAUAUUAUAUUGUACAUAACAAGAUGUGAUGGAAAUGAUUUUUAAAAAAAUUCAAAUAAAAUGUGUGAUUCAAUUGCAA